Messenger RNA from Beauveria bassiana ARSEF 2860, 1719 nucleotides. RefSeq lists its product as uncharacterized. Lineage: Eukaryota; Fungi; Ascomycota; Sordariomycetes; Hypocreales; Cordycipitaceae. The transcript is spliced from 2 exons. Bases 1 to 1719 code for a protein of 572 amino acids. The record is from RefSeq and is a predicted model, not a curated record.
AUGUCGAUUAUGAGCCACAUUGUCAAAGGGUCUGCAUCAGACUAUAACCCUGCUUCAUGGCACAGUGUGCCUUUUGAGAUCAAAGAAUCUAUUAUGAGCCAUGUUUUCAGAGGGAGAGGGCCGUUUGCUGCUCUUGCUACCGUAUCGCAAGAGUGGCGAGACCUGGUAGAGCCGUACAUCUUUUCACGAAUUACACUCACAAGAUGCCGUCUCUUGGAUUUUGAGCGGAUGACUGGUCGAAACCGCGGUUACGUACGACAUUUGUGGCUCUCUCUUGAGCUGCAACCAUAUGCCUGUCUCCAGUGCGUUGACAGCGACGACGAGUUUGAAGAAGACUUUGAAGCGGACGAAUUUGCGAGUAGCCCAAAGGACACCAAAGCUAUCCAGAAAGCAUUCGAGGUGCUCUUUAAAGUCUUGAGCUCAUGGCCACCGACAGGCAAGCUGGUGCUAGACAUUAGCGCAUACUCUGAGACUGAUAGGCAGCACGGCUUCAAAUACCUCACAUUUGAACCAGACUGGAAGGGCAACGACCCAGCCUGGCACUGUCGGGGAAGACGUCUCAUUCAAGGUGCAUCUCCGCACGAUCGCCCAACACCUUGUGAGACUUGGAUCCCAUCCUUUCACGAACUGCAUAAAGUCUUCAGUGACAUUCAUCAGAGGUGGCCAUCGGAAGAAUGGCGAUGGCGAGCUCGACUUCGUAAUGCCCCAGCCGUUACGACGAUAAUGAUACGACAACAGAAUCGCCGCCGGUGGAACCCAGAAAUCCUACAACAGUUGAUCCUCAAUUGUCCAAGGCUCGAAGAAUUUUAUUACGAACCCUGGCGGGAAUGGAAUAAUGCCGUUCAAGAAGACUCUACAGAUGCAGCACAAAAUGUUCUCUUCCGGUCGCUCCCAUCUCUACUUCCAUCUCUACGAAAGCUAGUUGUCUUUGAGAACUUUAGUGAGAUAUACGCGCUCACGCGAUUUUGUGACCUUGACAGAAGCGUGCAUCCACAGAGAAGGGACCCUCUUGCAAAAGCCAGCCUGUCGCUCGAGGAAUUCUCUGCAUCAUUCCUCAGAGAUGCCCGGUACUUUUUUGCAAACCUGGACGAAUCGUGGAGUUGGCCCCAUCUUACGCGCUUCGCCAUGACAUCAAAGUGGCUUGAUGAAGAAGAGGAUCCCAAGCAAAUUGAAGAGUUGCUCAUCAGCGCUGCCACUGCCGCGAAGCGCAUGCCCAGCCUGAGAGUCAUGGAGAUUUGGAACGGAGGUGUGUAUAAUGCCAUGGUCUUUCGCUACGAAUUGUCGCCGGACUACCGCAGUGUGACGGUCCUGUGCCGAGGGACAUGGCUGCUCCAGAUUUCCCCUGACGUCCAACACAUGUGGAAUACAGUCGCGAGGCAACAGCGCUGGAUGCCAGAGGUCACUUUCCGUCAAGAAGUGAUUGAUCCUGAUACGAUUACUUCACACGCGCACGCCAUUUCCAGGUUGAAACUUGACAACCAAGUCAUGCGGCCCAUAUCUCUGCAGCAAGUUCAUGUAGAGACUCUGCAAAGAUGCAAACUUUUGAAUAGAGACCUUUGGCAGCGCUUUGCUGCGAGAUUAGGCCCUUUUCUAGCUGCCAGACGCGCCAGCGCCAAUUCUUUGCCCGCUACCAGCACCGAAUCGCCCGUCGCCGGCUCAGGAACCGCUGCCCCUCUGAGCCCACGUCCUUCAAAGCGCCCGCGCCGUCAUUCCUACUAA